This is a messenger RNA of Sclerotinia sclerotiorum 1980 UF-70, 2823 nucleotides long. RefSeq lists its product with no specific name. Lineage: Eukaryota; Fungi; Ascomycota; Leotiomycetes; Helotiales; Sclerotiniaceae. The coding region runs from base 1 to 2823 and encodes 940 amino acids. The record is from RefSeq and is a predicted model, not a curated record. The transcript is spliced from 3 exons.
AUGUCCAUCAUACACCGCGAACUUAUAACGAAGGAGAGAUUUGAUUCAUUCGUGAUCGCUGAUUUGGAUGCUACAGAGAGGAUGGAAAAGAAGAUGGCUAUGGAUGUCGCCUGCAGAUCCACCACUACCAUCGGGGGGUUGCAGAACCUGUUUCGUGAUCUUGCCGAAGAUGAACUCCCAGAAAUGCCGCACCUCCUUGAAAUCAUCGAUGCCGAAAAGGGAAAAUGGAAUUCGCGCUCCCACGAAGAGCUCAUAGGGAUACCUUGGAACCUACCUUCCGAGCACUCAGAAGCUCGCAAGCUUCAAUACAUGACUGUUUUUUCUACAGGGGAUCGCGACCUUCAAGUCCCAAAAGCCUUUGAUCAUGAAGAUCUGGUAGGGAGCCCCUCGAACAGUGCAGGUCGAAGUAGCUUGAAUACUCCUCAAAGAGACCCGAACAAAAAGAUCUCGUUUGCAGCUUACCAUAAGAUGAAGAAAGACGGAAUUAAGCCUGUAUCAAGAACAUCUGCAACUCCGGACUCAGCUCCUCCCAAAGGUCAUGCAAGAAGUGCAAGCAAUGUCUCCAAUGCGACUCCAAUGGGUCGCGGGUCUUCUUUUGAGGGUUCUUUAAAUGGCGACCUACAAAAGAAUGGAAAUGCGAUACACUCUGCGAGCAAGGCAGAGCAUGGAGUCAAGAAUGGUAUCGAUAGAAAUCUAAACCCUCCACGAAACAAUUCUACCAAACCACAACAUCUCGCCAAUGGCAUGAAGAGCCGCACGGAACAAACAAAGGAUAUCUCGAGGUUUAAAGAAUUGAAUGCACCACAAAGCAGACCAUCUACAAAAAUGAGCUCUUCAAUCCCUACCUGGGAUGCACCCAUAAAGCACAGCUUACCUCCUCGCCCACAAUCUCCACGAAGAGUAGUCUCCGAUGGCAGAAACAACAAGCGACCAACGGAAUUAGACGAACCAUCUUAUGCAGAGAAGCGUGCCAGAACUGAUCGGGCAAAUACACAUCUCCAAAAAAUCGUCAAACCAGAAAAUAAUUCGUCCAAGGCGAAAGCCCCUCCUUCCAAUUCGAGCAAGUCAGAUGACCAUGCAUUCAGAUCCUCCAAAGGAACAGGGGAAGCGAAAUCAAAUAGACCAUCCGGGAAACCUGUUCACAAUUUACCACCAUUACUUUCACCACUUCCUGCUGACUUAACUACUCCUACCACCUUCGAUAGCCCCAAGAAAGUCGAUCAAAAAGCUUCCUCGUCGAAUACUCCAUCCAAGUCCAAGCCCUCUGUUAAUGGGAAGAAACUUCCACCGAAAGAAUUGUCAUUGCAACGAGAAGCUUCGCCAACCACACCUCCAAGAACGGCGUCACCCUUCAAACUUCCACCUUUACUUUCACCAACACUUCCUGACGUUGUCGAAGCAGCAUUAGCGGAGCUCAAGGAGAAAGCUGAUAAGCAAAAAGAAAGUGAAAAGAUUACGCCUGCGCCUGAGCAUCGUCAAGAGAAAUCAGGUUUGUUGACAGUUGAAGAGCGUCACACACAAGCGCGUAAACCUGAUGCACCUGGUGUCGCUCGCAAAACUGUCGGUGGUGCCAAAAUUGGCCAUCCUCCCAAAAGAUCUGCAUCAAAUACGCCUUUGCAGAAGCCUCGCGAAGUUUCAAAAGUUCCAGCUACGAGUCAAUCAUAUAUUGUCAAGUUGCCUUAUAGUAAAAAGAAGGCUACGACUAUUGAGCGCCUUGUCAGAUUAUCACCACGACCUUCGCCAGAUUUUUUGAAACUUGAGGCUAUUAGAAAGAGAGAUGGGUAUGAAGCCAUGAUGGCUCAUGGAUCUUCUAAGAAAGCUCCUGUUUUCUCCGCCGAUGUCGUUUUGGCUGAAUCUGCAUCGGAAUCUGAAGAGGAGAUACCUUUAUCAACUCAAAGCAGAAAAACAGUCUCUAAGAAACGCCCUAGCGAUGUUCCUCCUUCAAACUCUGAGCCCCCAACAAAACGCGCGAGACGUCCUGAUAAUCUUGAGGUUGCGUCUGCUAGAAAAACAGUUCCAAGUCCACUAAAAUCUCCUAUGCGUCCUGGACCAUCUCAAAAAGGUUUACUCGCCACACCCAAGAAAAAGGAAGGUUCCAGGGGUGCAGCUAUGGUCAGGGUUACUUCUAGUGAUGGAAAUCCUGAAACCCCUCAGGGUGCUAAUAUUACUGCAACGACUCCUCAAAGUAUCUCGGCAAGCAAAUCUGAGCAGAUUAGCGAAUUUGCUCGCAGCCUCAAGAAAAAGGGUGAACGUAUGACGAGAGUUGAUGGUGAUCAACUCAACCUUAAACCUGUUGCUGAACGGACAGCUGGGGUAAUGGUUGUGGUCGAGUGCAUUUGCCAGUACAUGAGAUAUUUCAAGGGACUCCCUUGUGCUAGUCCCAAGGAAAAUAGCUACAACCAAAGACAUGCCAACGCCAAUAAUUGGGAAGGCAUCGUUGCAAUGCUCAAUUGGCUUGGAGGUAUCAGUAAAGAUAUUCCUGUUCUGCAAGUUUUAUUUGUUCAUCUUCAAGCCUUUGCCCUCGAAGAACUAACUCGUGCUUUGAUCGGGAUACGGAAUUCACCAGGCAAUUCUGAAGAGGACCGUACAAAGGAUCGCGGGGUUUGGUCUAAACAGCAUUCAGCCGAUUUGAAAAGGCAAGAUGCCUGGCGACAAAGUCAUAAUGUCGGGUACAGACUUUUAAAAGAUUUGUCUUGGAAGGGCGAGCCUACUGUCAUUGGACCUUGGACUAGUGUUGAUGCCAUCACAGCCUAUUGCAUGGAAGUUUGUACAGCAUACAACAAGAAGGAGAAAUCUGGCUGGAUAAAGGAAGUUGAGUUCUAG